AGUAGCGGCGUGUCGCGACGACGAAAUAGCGUGUGUCAGAGCUACGAGAGACGCGCUCUCGUGCGCACCUACGCUGUGCUUCGUCGCCUCCGUCGUUGUGUUCUCCAACAAUUCGAUUGUAGUGCCGCGAUCGUUCGUUUAUUCUGUGUGAGUGUGUGUGUCCAGUGCGUUAGCUGCGCGGAUGAAGAGGAAUAUGAGGACAUCAUGAACGUGCCGAUUGUCGCUGGGGACGUCGAUGAUGAUGCCUACAAGCCGAGAUUUGUUAGGGGUUCAGACCCGCGGGUCGCUACAUGCAGAGGUAAAUUGCAGAACAAGAGGAGCAAACUCAAUCAAGAGAUCAACAAAGAGUUGCGGCUUCGAGCUGGAGCCGAAAAUUUGUACAAGGCCACGACGAAUCGCAAGUUGAAAGAAACCGUCGCUCUCGAGCUGAGUUUCGUCAACUCGAAUCUCCAGCUCCUCAAGGAACAACUCGCCGAGCUCAACAGCUCCGUCGAGCUCUAUCAAAAUGACAGCGACGACGCAUUUAUGCCGUUGAUUCCACUGGGUCUCAAGGAGACCAAGGACAUUGACUUUCGAGACCCAUUCAAGGAUUUUAUACUAGAGCACUACAGCGAGGAUGGCGAGAACUACGAAGAAGCCAUCGCAGAGUUCAUGGAGACCCGGCAGGCAACGCGAACGCCAACCCGCGACGCAGCUGGAAUUGCCCUACUGCUCCGCUACUACAACCAACUCUACUUCAUCGAGAGGCGUUUCUUUCCACCGGAUCGCAGUCUCGGCAUCUACUUCGAAUGGUACGACUCGUUGACCGGAGUGCCGAGUUGCCAGCGCACCGUCGCAUUCGAGAAGGCGUCGGUACUGUUCAACGCCGGAGCCCUGUACACCCAAGUGGCGGCCAAGCAAGACAGAAGAACGGCCCGAGGCUUGGACCAAGCCGUGGACUCGUUUCUGAGAGCCGCCGGCACCUUCAGGUACAUCCACGAGAACUUCACCAAUGCACCGAGUAUGGACCUGGGACCGGACAUGCUGGACAUGCUGGUGCAGUUGAUGCUGGCGCAAGCUCGCGAGUGCCUCUUCGAGAAGCUCGAGCUGCAGUCCAGAGACGCCCGCGACAUCGACGUGUCGCUGGACCUCGCGCAGGAGGCCGCCCAAGUGGCCGGCGUCUACGGCGACCUGCACACCUUGAUCGCCCGCGAGCCCGUGCGAGACUACGUGCCCGAGUCGUGGAUAUCGCUGGUGUCCGUCAAGCGCGAGCACUAUCUGGCCCUGUCGCAUCGGCACUGCGCCGCCGGCCUGCUGGACCACCCCUACGGCUCGUUCCGGCAACAGACCAAGGCGACUUUGCAGAGGAUCCAGGAUAGCGACUCCAAGAAGCAGAUGGACUGCAUCGUGCCGAAAACCGACGGCGAGCGGCAACUUUUGGGUCGAGCACACGUCAGGGAGGCUUUGGUACUGCACGAGGAGAGUCAAAGGUUACAGAGGAUGUGCAGGGAAUUGAAAGGCAAGCAGUCGCUCAUCAACGUGUUGCGCAAGGCUUACGACGCCACGAUGGACGUUUACGGCAGAUCCGGGGACGAGGACGAUCUUCGCGAAUUGCUUGACGCGCCGCACAUUAUCGCAGCGACGAAAUUCCAACUGAGUUUGACACACCCGGACUUCGGCCAGCAUGGCGUCGACGAUCUUUUCCGUUCACUGGGUCCUGUGGCGAUAUUUUCGGCGAAGCGCCAUUGGACGGCGCCAAGAUUGAUUCAACUGCAACGCGGACCUGGUGGCGAGGGUUUCGGCUUUAGCGUCAGAGGAGAUGCACCUGUUAUCAUAGCCGCCAUUGAUCAUAAUUCUCUUGCGGAUUUGGGUGGAAUGAAAGAAGGCGAUUUCAUCGUUAACAUUGGAGAUAAAGAUGUGAAAUGGGCAUCGCACGAACAAGUCGUUCGUUUGAUUAAGCAAUGCGGCGACUCUAUCAGCCUGAAACUCGUCACGCCAAUGGAUCGAAAUUAUUUGAAGAAACCAGUACGAGCAAAUAACCGCGACAAAGGAAGCGUAUCAGCAAGCAGCUCGUCGGGUGUCUCAUCUGGCCAACCGAGUCCAGCAGGUUCGAUGACAACAGCACACGUAGCACGAAAACUACCCUGGAAUCCAUUCAAAAAAUCCAACGGGACACGCGACAGCCGAGACUUGACAUUUGACAAUGUAAUUUUGAGAUGAUGCUGCGGUUGGAAAUGUUAAAUUAUGUACAUAGUAUAUAGUUACAAGGGAAGGAAAAAAUAAGAUAUUUUCGUUGCCAAACUGUAAAUUGUCAUGGUAGUCUGUAGGUGUCGUGAAAUAAGUAUUGAGCGAUGGAUGAGAUACAGAACACUCACGAUAGCACAUGUAGAGCGACUAAACUUCGUAAUAACAGCCAAUGUUAUUAAUUUCCCCAUUUGCAAGUUUAGUGUAGCACGCGCAAAAAAAAAUGAUAAACACUAAUCUGUUAUAUCCCAUCGUAGGACUCCUGCUUAUUUCGUUUAAUAUGUGAAUAUACAUUUUUUUUCUUUAUUUUUCUUUGUCCAUGUUUGUUGAGUAUUAAUUUUUUUAUAAUUAGGAAGUUGAAAAAACGAUUGCCAUGUGUAUCAGUUUUAUUAUUUUUUUUUUAAUAUUAUUUAAUUGUUCGUGUCGCGAAGUUUCAAUUUGCAUCCGUUUUAACCGCUGCAUAUUUAGCUUUACGUGCAAUAUCGAUGUUUUUGUCUUCGUUGUACAUCACAAUUGCUUUGUGUAUAAAUUAGUGCCAAUAACCUGUCGCGCGUAAAGCAAAAUUGUUAUUUGUUGUUCGUUGUAAUUAUCUUGUAUCUAGAAAGGUACACGAUUUCUACUGUAUCGACAUACGAGUGUAUUUCACUUUACGAUUUCCGUAUAUAAGUAAGAGUUACAUGUCGGUACAGUAGAAUACUCUUCAAUUUUAAAUUUCAAAAUCACUGUGCUCUUACGAGCUCGUUAAAAUUUCUUGAAAUUUGUACAUACUUAUAAGCUUUCCAUCCUCUCUCCUGACAUAUAAUUUUGUCUUGUCUGUUAAACCUAUACUAAGAAUGUCAAACUUAGUACGAUUAACUUCUUUUUUUUUUUUUUUUGUACAUGUAAAACCAUGUUUUUCUGAAAAAUUUCCA
Messenger RNA from Phymastichus coffea, 3134 nucleotides. It is a transcript of the gene Rhp, whose product is annotated as rhophilin-2. Bases 205 to 2199 code for a protein of 664 amino acids. Lineage: Eukaryota; Metazoa; Arthropoda; Insecta; Hymenoptera; Eulophidae. The transcript has 10 exons. Gene Ontology annotation, molecular function: protein binding. The record is from RefSeq and is a predicted model, not a curated record. Gene Ontology annotation, biological process: signal transduction; negative regulation of stress fiber assembly.